This is a messenger RNA of Fusarium tjaetaba, 1023 nucleotides long. Its product is annotated as transcriptional activator Mut3p. The coding region runs from base 1 to 1023 and encodes 340 amino acids. Gene Ontology annotation, biological process: DNA-templated transcription. The record is from RefSeq and is a predicted model, not a curated record. Lineage: Eukaryota; Fungi; Ascomycota; Sordariomycetes; Hypocreales; Nectriaceae. The transcript has a single exon. Gene Ontology annotation, molecular function: zinc ion binding; DNA binding.
AUGUUUCUUGCAACCUUCAACACUAUCCUGCCCCUCUUUCAUCCACAGAGGCUUCUAUCUCGGGUCAGUCUAUGGUAUGAGCUGCCCCAUCAGCGCGAUACCUCGACUUGGGCGGCCAUUAAUGUCAUUCUCUCCCUAGCCUAUCGGCAUAUCCCAGACGAAGAGAAACCGCCUAAUUACAGUACCCUGCACUUCAUGAAUAAGGCCCAAUCAGUCCUUAAUGAUAUCAUGCUGGGUGAUUCAAGUCUCCUAGACGUCCAAACGAUUGUCGGCAUGGUCGUAUUGUUACAGGCGACAUCAGAUUUGAAACCAGCUUCGGCUCUGAUACCCAUUGCUUUGCGUCUUGCUCAUGGACUUGGACUGCAUUCAAGACCGAAUUCGGAGAAUCUGAGUGUUUCUGAAGCUUUGGAGCGAGAUCGGGUUUUCUGGAUUGCUUACAUCCUCGAUCGAGAUACAUCGAUGCGCACAAAGCUACCUCCUAUUCAAAGUCAAAACGACAUCAGUAUUGACUGGCCAUCGGCUACACCUACUGAUGGAGCUGGUAUGCUAUACACAGCUGAUAACUCGUCUAGCUUCAACUUCUUCCUGUCACGUGUGCAGCUUGCACAUAUCCAAGGACAAGUCUAUGAAGCAAUGCUAUCCAAGUCCCCGACCGCGUCAGACGUCUACGUCCGUCUUGAUAACGUGACUCGAAUACACCAGAUGCUAGAUGAUUGGCUUGCCCGUAUCCCUUUUGAGUUUUCACCCAUCGCCAUUACUCAAAGCGGGAAUGCAAACCUACAGAGGGCCUUUGGUGUUUUGUACUCAAGUCAUCUCACCUGUCGAAGUGUGGUCUGCAAGGCUCAUGCCAUGGAAGCACAGUGGAUACCAAGUCUUCAAGAUUUUGGAAGAAAGGCAGUUGAGCAAGGGAUAGUUGCAGCUCCACGGUUGCCAGUGGGUUGGAAUAAUCUUGUUUAUGAGUCCCGCCAGUACAUCGAACUGUUCAUAGCUAUUGAUCAUAAAGAUCCCGCCUUUAUUUGGUAA